Molecule: messenger RNA, 2095 nt
Organism: Colossoma macropomum (tambaqui)
Lineage: Eukaryota; Metazoa; Chordata; Actinopteri; Characiformes; Serrasalmidae
Product: cadherin-like protein 26
Exons: 12
Coding region: 122-2095 (657 amino acids)
Biological process (GO): calcium-dependent cell-cell adhesion; multicellular organism development; homophilic cell-cell adhesion
Cellular component (GO): plasma membrane; adherens junction; catenin complex
Molecular function (GO): cadherin binding; calcium ion binding
Source: RefSeq, a predicted model, not a curated record
AGAAACUGAAACUUGUUUGUACCUCCCACUUUAGCACGCUCAAGCGAUUAAGCCUGCUGAAAGCAUUUGUUCUGCUGGAAUUCAAAGGAAAAUCAGACCGUUCCUCCCCCUCAAUUCUUAAAUGCCCCUGUGCCUCUGCCCUCACACUCAGAUCAGCGGACACACUCUGACUCUGCACUCCAACAUGAGGACCUUCAUCACUACUACCAUCAUCCUCUUCAUAAUAACUGAGGUGUGGACAGCAGAGGCGGCAUCCUCAGUGAAGAGACCCCGUAAAAAACGGGCCUGGAUAGUGGACUCUUUACCCUUGAGCUUUAACCUGGAGGAGGAGCAUGAUGGGGUCUUCCCGUACACACUGGGACAGCUAAAUGUGGAGAAAGAUUCACUUCCUGAAUGCUUCCUCUCUGGACCCGGCGUUGAUGAGGAGCCAAUGGACAUUUUUCAGCUCAACAAGAACCGUGCAGUUAUUGAGGUCAAUGAAAAAGUGGACUAUGAGAAAAACAAGAAUUUCACGCUCACACUGAAAUGCACUAGCUCUGAAAAUGUGCACAUGAGAUUAGAAGUGGAAAUCCAGGUUCUGGAUGUUAAUGAUAACGCUCCUGUUUUUGAUAAAGCAAGCUACGAGACCAGCGUAGGAGAAUCAACACCACAAGGUACAGAUUUGGUGACGGUGCGAGCGCUGGAUCAGGACGACAGCAGCACAGGCAACGGACUCUUCACUUUCACAAUCCUUUCUGUUUCUCCACAAACCUCAAACCUUGAGUUCUUCAUUAACCAGCAGAGCCAAACCGGACGGAUCUCAUUCAGAGGAUGUCUGGACUACGAGGAGGCCCAGAAGUAUACAAUAGUAGUGGAAGCAAAGGAUCAUGGAGAACAUGUGCAGCAGUCCAGCACGGCUACAGUUACAGUGAACAUAAUCGACAGCAACGACCACAAACCGGAACUCUCUGUCAAAACGGGCAGUGGAAGAGUGAAGGAAAGGGAGAACGGAGUGGUUGUUUACAGACUGGAGAUAAAAGAUGAAGACCACCGAGGGUCCGCAGGCUGGAGAGCUAAAUACACUCUUCAUGGAGAAAAAGAAAAGAACUUUAAGAUCGAGACCGAUCUGACAACUAAUGAUGGGAUCAUAUCUGUAGUUUCGCCACUGGACUUUGAGGAGAGCCCUGAGCUGACCCUGUCGGUCAGUGUGGAGAACGAGGAGCCGCUCUUCUCCUGUAAAGUAAAGCAGCGGCGGAGCGGCAGCCUGUGGGAUGUGGAUUAUUUCAGAGACGUCUCCAGUUCUACUCUGCUGAGCUUUCCCAUCACCAUCACCGUGGAGGACGUUAAUGACCCUCCAGAGCUGACACACGCUGUAGAACACGUGACCGUCAUGGAGAACGCCACAGCUGGACAGAUCCUGUGGACGUUUACCGCAACAGACCAGGAUAGCAGCUCACCUGCAGGCUUCAGGUUCUUUAAAGGAGAAGAUGUAGAUAACUGGGUGACUGUGAACUCAGAGACAGGCCAAGUGUCCACAGUAAAAGUUCUGGAUCGAGAAUCACCUUUUGUCAAAGAUAGCGUUUACACCAUCACCAUGUACGUGGCUGAUAAAGGUGAACCUCCAAUGACGGGCACAGGAACACUGGUCAUCCACCUGCUGGACCAGAAUGAUAAUCUGCCUGUACUGGAGGUGAACACACUUAGUAUGUGUUUAUCUGACACGGUCAUGAACAUCACCGCUGUGGAUCUGGACCUGCCUCCAUUCAGCGGCCCCUUCAACUACGAGCUCCUUGGGGAUGUGAAGGAGAAAUGGAGGAUUGAACCCAGCAUUGGAACGACUGUGUCUCUGGUGAAAGACAGCAGUGUGCAUUCAGGUCAUUAUGAUCUCAGGGUGAAGAUUGCAGAUUCUAAGGGGAAAUUCUCAGUCCAGCAUCUGACCGUCAGCGUUUAUAACUGCUCUAUAGCAUACAGUGGCCGAAGUGGAAAAGGACCUACAGUGCAGCUCGGUUUCGCCGCCAUUGCAGUCAUCCUGAUCUCUGUGCUGCUGGUUUCUUUAUCUACCCGACUGUGUCUUUCCUCAUAUCAGUACAGUGUCAUCUUGCGAAUACUGAUAUAA